CCCAAGACCAAAAGGUUAAAGAGAGCUCAAGCUGAAAGAGAGGCUGAGAAGGGAAGUGAGAGAGAAAAUCAGAGAACUCAUGGUAAGCGAGGGGAUAGAGCUUCUAAUAGAGAAAGGGAUUCAGAGAAAGUGGCAAAUGAGAGAAGAGAGAGACGGUCUGGGAGGGAUGGAGUUGAUAAUGUAUCAUCUAGAUCGAAACGUGAUCACACGGUGUCUCCGCCUAAUUAUCGCCACAGGAGUCGGCACAGAUCUAGAUCUCCUCAUGCUGCUGAUAAGAGGGCACGUGAUGAGGAAACAAAUUCAAGGGGUUCUGAUCAUCGGAAUGGAGAAAAUGAUUCAGUAGCUAAAAUGAAAGCCACUGAAUCAGCUUUGGAAUCAAAAGAAAAGGAAAAACCUUCAUUUGAGUUGUCUGGGAAGCUUGCUGCGGAGACUAACCGAUAUAGAGGUGUAACACUGCUGUUCACUGAGCCACCAGAUGCAAGAAAGCCAGAUAUAAGGUGGCGAUUGUAUGUUUUCAAGGGUGGUGAACCAUUGAAUGAACCCCUCUACGUACACCGUCAAAGCUGUUAUCUUUUUGGGAGAGAAAGGAGGGUUGCUGACGUCCCUACAGACCACCCAUCUUGCAGCAAACAGCACGCUGUUCUUCAAUAUAGGCAAGUUGAGAAGGAACCUGAUGGUACAGUAUCGAAGAUAGUAAAGCCUUAUAUAAUGGAUCUUGGGAGCACCAAUGGAACUUUUAUCAAUGAUGAUCGAAUUGAAGCUCAGAAAUAUUAUGAACUUUUUGAAAAAGAUACGAUUAAGUUUGGUAAUAGUAGCCGCGAGUAUGUCCUGCUGCACGAGAACUCAACCGGUUGAUGCUAAUUGAUUGGCUUCGAUCAUGGCUUGUGAGGCCUAUUGGUGUGGUUGUGAAGAAUUAAGAUAUGUUGCCUGAGGCUUGCUGGAAGGAUGUCCAACUGCUUUCAGUGGCGUCUUGCUGUAAAUUUGAGCUGCAAAUGUUGCCUGCUAAAUUUUGCUCUUUCUUCUGCAGAUGUUGUUUAUACUUUGUGCUUAAUCAGGAGCUGUAAUUUGUUUAGCAGCUGCAAUUGGAUUGAUAAAAUAUUUUCCGGGCACAUAACUGCUUCUUGCACCCUUGAGGUGAAUUAAGCUUCAGGAGGACGAAGGGUCUGCAUGGCUGCGUGCUAACUGCCCCUUCCCAACCCCACCCCCAAAAAAAAGGUCCUUGGCCCCCCUGGCCCAGACUUCUCUUUUCACCGGUCUAGGCUCUUUCAUUGGGUUUGUUUGGAUUGCUUCAUAUUUCCCCAAUUUUAUUUGCUUA
Molecule: messenger RNA, 1315 nt
Organism: Coffea arabica (coffee)
Lineage: Eukaryota; Viridiplantae; Streptophyta; Magnoliopsida; Gentianales; Rubiaceae
Source: RefSeq, a predicted model, not a curated record